Messenger RNA from Galeopterus variegatus (Sunda flying lemur), 402 nucleotides. Its product is annotated as forkhead box protein R2-like. The record is from RefSeq and is a predicted model, not a curated record. NCBI's taxonomy places the organism in Eukaryota, Metazoa, Chordata, Mammalia, Dermoptera, Cynocephalidae. Gene Ontology annotation, molecular function: sequence-specific double-stranded DNA binding. The transcript is spliced from 3 exons. Gene Ontology annotation, cellular component: nucleus.
AUGAAGUGGGUGGAUUUCAAACUCCAAAAUCUUGAUUUCUGGAUCAGCCUCCAUAGCCAGGUUCAGAGCUUGCUAGACUGGGACAUGGAGAAUGAGUCCUUUCUUGCCUUCACCACAGCAUACCUGCACUUAGCCAAGCAGAACCUUGCCAGACAUAGACUCCGAAUAGUCGAGCCACCAAAACUACCCCUGGAAGCUUCAUACCUGCAUUUAGCCAAGCAGAACCUUGCCAGACAUAGACUCCGAAUAGUCGAGCCACCAAAACUACCCCUGGAAAAAAAAAAUAAUGCUGAUGAAAAUGGUCCAGGAUUUGAGCCCAACCUGUGAAUGUGGGUAAACGCCAACACCGUGUAUCCCCCAGAAAGCUGGAGGUCCCAGAACCUAGUAGGAGGAAGGAUCUGA